Ectocarpus siliculosus is the source of this 1584-nucleotide messenger RNA. The record is from the annotation of a GenBank genome assembly. NCBI's taxonomy places the organism in Eukaryota, Phaeophyceae, Ectocarpales, Ectocarpaceae.
AUGACACCUUGGAGGCAGCAGGGAUACCACGGUUGGUUCUUCGACCGGAGGGCAAGUGGAGUCCACGCGAACCUAACGGGGCUGCCCGUAUUUUCCACGGGGCUAGCGUGCAGCUCGGAUGCUUUCAAUUACUUCAGUCUGAGUGGUAAGAGGUACAGCGUAAAUGCGACGUUCGUCGGAUUGGGGUGCUUGUCGCCGGCUCUUCUACGGCGUCUUCGAUCGUGGCAUCUUGCUACUCUCGGGUUGCCGGGCGCGGCGUGGGAGUUGGACGUCUUGCCUCUCAUGAAAAUCAUUCGCCUCCUUCAAAAUGGAUGCAAGGCGGAGAUUGCGGUCGGAGACAAGCAAACCAUAACGGCGCUAGUAAGAAUGGGCCUCCUGACGGCGAACCUCGACUCCCCGAUGCACAGCUUGUGGACGAACCAGAAGCACCACAACGCCAAGACGGAAAGGGCGUGCCAGGCAUGCACGGUUCCAAGGAAGGACCUCGGCAACCCCAGAUACGACAUUGUCAAGAACGCGCGUUCAGCCGAUGGACUGAGGGAGGACCUGGCGCUCGUUGCCUCCAUCGAAAAGAGGCAGGAGCAGCUGAAGAUGUCAAGAGCCCUGGGCGUGGUCGUGCCCCGGUAUCCCAACCCCCUGGACGAGGUCACUUUCGACCGCGUAGAGGGGUGCGGCAUGGACGUUUUGCACCAGUCUGCGCUUAACGCGGGCAAGAAGAUAAUGACCUUUGUGCUGGACGCUCUGGAUUCUGCUGGUUCCGAGAUUGUGCGUGGUCGGUUUGCAUGGCGCCGGAUGCUGCCCCCGAACGUUUCGCCGAUGGCCGACAUCACCAGUGCUGGCGGUUGGGCGGCCUUGACUGGUCAACAGUUGUGGCUCGUUUCCAGUAUCUUCCCCUUCCUCGUCGCACCAAUUUUCUCCCAUCCUAAUCUUCUGGACGACUAUGUUCGGGCCAUGGUCGUUGCAGAGGUGGCAGAUCGCAUCGAUGUGAACUCAGGCACCCCCGCUGGCAAGGCGGCUGUGUGCGCCGCAUUUCAAGACCUCAUCAAGGCUUGCAGCUGGAGCUCUUUCGUGGUGCGCUCACCUUCCUUUACUGCCGAAGGCUUGCGUACUUUGCAAAAGUCCCAAAUCGACCAGGUCAAGCAAGUCACUCGCGUGAUGGGGGUUGCUCUCGGUUCCAUCCACAAAGGGCUUCACAUCGCUCGCAAUGUGGUCCGUCAACGGCGUUGUGACGAAUUGCAACGUCGGAGAGGCAAAGAACAAGCAGCAGAAAGCAUCGGCUCCUUCGGCGAGUGGACGAGACAACGCCGAACAUAUGUGGCGUACUACGAACGACAGCUUAGCUAUGCAAGCGCUGGCGGACGGCGUCGAGUGGACGGCCUCGGGUUGGACUGGAAGGAAGUGGGAAACCCGAACGGUCACGGCUGGCGAUCUCUGUCGGGUCACCCUCCAGGACGUAUUCGCAGUCCUGCCGCUCGCGCCCGCUCAGCCAGACACGGUGUCGGCGGGACGGCCAUGGGGCUAUGUGGAGUGGGAACAAAACCUUGUCGGAACGGAGGCACCAGUUCAGGGAGUAGGUGGAGCUGA